GGAGCGUAUGUGAAAUUUUGAAUAACUCGGUCACUGAGUUUUUAGAGAACAACCCAGUUGAGUUCUUGAACUCGUUUCAUAAAAAAAGAAAAAAGAUAAAAAGAGUUGAGGUUGAAGCUAGUUUUGUGGAGGAAACGAUUAGUCUUUUGGAAUGGAUAGCGGGGAUGUGUAUAGAUUGAGGGGAAGUUUACGUAUAGGGAGCAUUUCUUCAAGGGGUUCAUCGAGGAGACCGGUUGCCAUUGAUGUUUUUUCAAGGUCUGCAAGAGAGGAAGACGACGAAGAGGCGUUGAAAUGGGCGGCAUUGGAGAAGUUGCCGACGUUUGAUCGUUUGAGGAAAGGCAUACUCAGCACUUCAAGUGGUGGUUAUGGUGAAAUUCAAGUGGACAAUCUUGGGCCGCAAGAAAAGCAGAAGUUGAUUGAAAAGUUGGUUAACAUUGCAGAAGUUGACAAUGAAAGGUUUCUCAACAAGCUUAGGGAACGUAUUGAUAGAGUUGGAAUUGAGCUUCCUAAAAUUGAGGUUCGGUUUGAGCAUUUGAAUGUUGAAGCAGAAGCGUAUGUGGGAAGUAGAGCUUUGCCUUCUUUCUUUAACUUCUCUAUCAACAUGAUAGAGGGUUUCUUGACUUCUCUGCAUAUUCUUUCGAAUCGAAAGAAACGCCUUACAAUCCUUAAAGAUGUCAGUGGAAUCAUCAAGCCAAAGAGAAUGACAUUGCUUUUGGGUCCUCCGGCGUCAGGAAAGACUACACUGCUGUUGGCUUUGGCUGGGAAGCUUGAUUCUUCUCUAAAGACAUCUGGUGAGGUGACAUACAAUGGGCAUCAGCUGAAUGAGUUUGUACCGCAGAGAACUGCUGCUUAUAUCAGUCAACAUGAUGUUCAUAUAGGAGAAAUGACUGUUCGGGAAACUUUGGCCUUCUCUGCAAGAUGCCAGGGCGUGGGAACCCGUUAUGAAAUGUUGGCGGAAUUGUCAAGAAGAGAGAAAGCAGCAAAUAUUAAGCCUGAUCCUGACAUUGAUGUUUUCAUGAAGGCAGCAGCAGCAGAAGGCCAAGAAGCCAGUGUUAUCACUGAUUAUAUUCUAAAGAUUUUAGGACUGGAAGUCUGUGCUGAUACCAUGGUAGGUGAUGAAAUGUUUAGAGGUAUCUCAGGAGGACAAAAGAAGCGAGUUACAACAGGGGAAAUGCUGGCUGGACCAGCAAAUGCACUGUUCAUGGAUGAGAUAUCAACUGGUUUGGACAGCUCAACAACCUUCCAAAUUGUGAAUUGUCUAAAGCAAUCAAUUCACAUCUUGGAUGGAACUGCUGUGAUCUCCCUCCUACAGCCAGCACCAGAGACUUAUAAUCUCUUUGAUGACAUUAUCCUUCUAUCUGAUGGUCAAAUUGUGUACCAGGGUCCCCGUGAACAAGUGCUAGAUUUUUUUGAAUCCAUGGGCUUCAAAUGUCCUGAAAGAAAAGGUGUUGCUGAUUUCUUGCAAGAAGUGACAUCGAAGAAAGAUCAGCAGCAGUAUUGGGCACGUGGAGAUGAGCCUUAUAGGUUUAUCACGGUCAAGGAAUUUGCUGAUGCAUUUCAAUCAUUCCAUGUGGGUCGGAAAAUUGGUGAUGAACUUGGAGUUCCAUUUGAUAAGAGAAAGAGCCACCCAGCUGCUUUGACUACUGAAAAAUAUGGUGUUAGCAAGAAGGAGUUGUGGAAAGCUAAUGUAUCAAGAGAACUUUUGCUGAUGAAGAGAAAUUCCUUUGUCUACAAAUUCAAGCUCAUGCAACUUACGACAAUGGCUCUGGUUGCUUGUACAAUCUUCUUCCGAACCAAGAUGCCCCGGGAUAAUCAAAAUGAUGGAACAAUUUUCACGGGCGCCUUGUUCUUCACUGUUAUAAUGGUUAUGUUCAAUGGAAUGUCUGAGAUUUCUAUGACCAUAGCUAAGCUUUCUGUUUUUUACAAGCAAAGAGACCUCCGUUUCUAUCCUGCUUGGGCAUAUGCUCUUCCAUCAUGGAUUCUCAAGAUCCCCGUCUCAUUAAUUGAGGUUGCUGUUUGGAUUGCCUUAACCUAUUACGUAAUUGGUUUAGAUCCCAACGUUACCAGGUUUUUUAAGCACUACUUGGUGCUCUUGCUAAUUAACCAGAUGUCUUCUGGAAUGUUCCGAACAAUCGCUGCAAUGGGCAGGGACAUGAUAGUUGCUAAUACAUUUGGUUCAUUUGCAUUGCUCCUGCUCUUUGCAUUAAGUGGAUUUAUCCUUUCACGAGCUGACAUCAAGAGCUGGUGGAUAUGGGCUUACUGGUGUUCACCUUUGAUGUAUGCGCAGAAUGCAGUAGUGGUUAAUGAGUUCCUUGGACAUAGCUGGGACAAAGUUGAUCCAGCUUCAAAUGAAACACUGGGAAUUGCAGUUCUGAAGUCUCGCUCAUUCUUCACAGAAGCAUAUUGGUAUUGGAUAGGAGUCGGGGGACUAGUUGGUUUUAUACUGCUGUUAAAUUUUCUUUUCACUUUGGCUCUCACUUAUCUCAACCCGUUCAAUAAGCCUCAGGCUAUUAUACCAGAUGAAUCUAAAAGCGAUGAGUCUAAUAACAACAUUGGGGGAGAUAUUCAGUUACAAACCUAUGGAAGUAUCUUGAGUCAUGAAGCUCAAUCAGAGAGAGAAGAUGCCAUUAGGAGGAGAUCAAGCUCCUCUACUGUGUCCACAUCCAUGACAGAGGCUGUUCAUCUCAAGAAAAGAGGAAUGGUUCUUCCAUUUGAACCACAUUCCAUCACUUUUGAUGAAAUUACAUACUCAGUUGACAUGCCACAGGAAAUGAAACUUCAAGGUGUUUCUGAAGACAGAUUGGUACUUCUGAAGGGUGUGAGUGGUGCGUUCAGGCCAGGUGUUCUUACUGCUUUGAUGGGUGUAAGUGGUGCUGGUAAAACCACUCUGAUGGAUGUAUUGGCUGGUAGAAAAACUGGCGGAUACAUUGAUGGGACCAUCACAAUUUCUGGGUACCCAAAGAAGCAAGAAACUUUUGCUCGCAUUGCAGGAUACUGUGAGCAAACCGACAUCCAUUCUCCUCAUUUAACUAUAUAUGAAUCUUUGCUCUAUUCUGCCUGGCUCCGUUUACCCUCUGAAGUAGAUUCCAAUGCUAGAAAGAUGUUCAUUGACGAAGUCAUGGAGCUGGUGGAAUUAACUCCAUUGAGACAUGCACUAGUUGGUUUGCCUGGUGAAAAUGGUCUGUCAACUGAGCAGCGCAAGAGGCUUACCAUUGCAGUUGAGCUUGUAGCAAACCCAUCAAUCAUAUUUAUGGAUGAGCCAACUUCAGGUCUAGAUGCAAGAGCUGCUGCAAUUGUCAUGAGGACAGUUAGGAACACUGUGGACACAGGAAGAACGGUGGUUUGCACUAUCCAUCAGCCAAGCAUUGACAUAUUUGAAGCCUUUGAUGAGCUAUUCUUAUUAAAGAGAGGAGGACAAGAGAUUUAUGCUGGGCCUUUGGGUCGCCAUUCUAGACAUCUUAUAAAGUAUUUUGAGGAUAUUCCAGGAGUUAGUAAAAUUACAGAUGGUUACAAUCCAGCUACUUGGAUGUUGGAAGUUACUGCUAUGUCUCAAGAAGUAGUUUUGGGGGUUGAUUUUGCUGAAAUCUACAAAAAUUCAGAACUGUACAGGAGAAACAAGGCUCUCAUUAAAGAUUUAAGCAAGCCUGUUCCAGGAUCGAAAGACCUCUAUUUCCCUACUCAAUACUCACAAUCAUUCUUCAUCCAAUGCCUAGCUUGUGUAUGGAAGCAGCGUAUCUCGUAUUGGCGUAAUCCAUCAUACACAGCAGUCAGAUUUCUGUUCACAACCUUUAUAGCUUUGAUAUUCGGGACAAUGUUCUGGGACCUGGGUGGCAAAACGAAGAAAAGACAAGAUCUGUUUAAUGCAAUGGGUUCCAUGUAUUCUGCUGUUAUCUUCCUUGGUGUCCAAAAUGCUGCAGCUGUGCAGCCAGUUGUUGCAGUUGAAAGGACAGUGUUCUACCGAGAAAGAGCUGCUGGAAUGUAUUCAGCCAUGCCGUACGCCUUUGGGCAGAUAGCGAUUGAGCUCCCCUAUGUUUUCGCUCAAGCUGCAGUCUACGGUGUCAUAGUGUAUGCAAUGAUCGGAUUUGAAUGGAAUGCUGCUAAGUUCUUUUGGUACUUAUUCUUCAUGUACUUCUCAUUACUAUACUUCACCUUCUACGGCAUGAUGGCUGUUGCUAUGACACCAAACCACCACAUUGCUGGCAUUGUUUCCUCUGCAUUCUAUGGAGUAUGGAAUCUCUUUUCCGGUUUCAUCAUCCCAAGACCUAGAAUCCCAAUAUGGUGGAGAUGGUACUACUGGGCAUGCCCUGUAGCUUGGACGUUAUACGGGUUGGUUACAUCACAGUUUGGAGAUAUGCAGGAUAGACUCGAAGACGUUGAUAAUGUAACCGUGGAACAGUUUUUGCGAGAUUUUUUUGGUUUCAAGCAUGAUUAUCUUGGAGUAGUUGCAGUGGUAGUUGUUGCAUUCACACUUCUGUUUGCAAUAAUAUUUGCUGCAGGAAUUAAGGUAUUAAAUUUCCAGAGAAGAUAGAAAUUUAAUCCCACUUUUUCUUCAUUGUCACCUCUUGUACAGUGUCUGUCAUUGGGUCACUUUUAGUGCCAAAUGCACUUGUAUAAGUUUCAAUUCUAUUUAAUAUUUCUAAUUUACUGUAAGCUGUUGAACCAAAUUAACAGAAACCAACAUCUUUUUAUAACAAUAUUUCUAUUUAUUUUCCUGAUUUA
Messenger RNA from Mangifera indica (mango), 4719 nucleotides. RefSeq names its product pleiotropic drug resistance protein 1-like. NCBI's taxonomy places the organism in Eukaryota, Viridiplantae, Streptophyta, Magnoliopsida, Sapindales, Anacardiaceae. Gene Ontology annotation, cellular component: membrane. Bases 152 to 4528 code for a protein of 1458 amino acids. Gene Ontology annotation, molecular function: ABC-type transporter activity; ATP hydrolysis activity; ATP binding. The record is from RefSeq and is a predicted model, not a curated record. The transcript is spliced from 24 exons.